AUGGAUUAUUGCUCUGGAGGAGAUUUGGAUCAUUUAUUAAUGAAAUAAGGAAAAUUAUCGAUAAAUGUUGUCAAAAUUUAUGUUUCGGAACUUGUUUUAGCUAUUGAAACUUUACAUAAAAAUAAUAUAAUUUAUAGAGAUUUAAAGCCUAGUAAUGUUGUUAUUGAUAAUGAAGGUCAUGUACUUAUAACUGAUUUUGGAUUAGCUAAACAAGGUAUUAAUUAAUAAUAUGUUACUAAGUCUUUUUGUGGGUCACCAGCUUAUUUGCCUCCUGAAAUGCUAACUAAAAAUGGCCACACUUUAAGUUUGGAUUGGUAUUUGUUAGGUGUUUUAAUGUAUGAGUUAUUAACUGGAAUGCCUCCUUUUUAUCACGAUGAAAAAGCUUAAUUAUUUGAGAAUAUAAAAAGUGGUUCAUUGAAGUUUCCAAAAUAUGUUUCUGCUGAUGCAAAAGAUCUUAUUUAAAAAUUAAUGAUUAAAGAUCCUAUGAAAAGAUUGGGAAGUAAAGGAAGUCAAGAAGUGAAGAAUCAUCAUUUUUUCUCAGAUGUAAAUUGGACAGAUGUUUAUAACAAUUACAAUUUCAGAAAAAAAAUAAGUAGAAGAAGACUGUUAAGGCUAGUAAGAUAGUACGUUUGUAAAGUUUUGGGAUUAUAAUAUUGA
Molecule: messenger RNA, 657 nt
Organism: Ichthyophthirius multifiliis
Lineage: Eukaryota; Ciliophora; Oligohymenophorea; Hymenostomatida
Product: protein kinase domain protein
Exons: 2
Biological process (GO): protein phosphorylation
Molecular function (GO): protein serine/threonine kinase activity; ATP binding
Source: RefSeq, a predicted model, not a curated record